Linderina pennispora is the source of this 894-nucleotide messenger RNA. RefSeq names its product inosine guanosine and. The transcript has 2 exons. Gene Ontology annotation, biological process: nucleoside metabolic process. Gene Ontology annotation, molecular function: purine-nucleoside phosphorylase activity. The record is from RefSeq and is a predicted model, not a curated record. Gene Ontology annotation, cellular component: cytoplasm. The coding region runs from base 1 to 894 and encodes 297 amino acids. NCBI's taxonomy places the organism in Eukaryota, Fungi, Kickxellomycota, Kickxellomycetes, Kickxellales, Kickxellaceae.
AUGCGCUCAGACUGGUGGCUGCACCUGGGGCCACUGCCGCGCGUAGCGAUCGUGUGCGGCGCCGGACUGCAGACCGUGGCGGAGAAGCUUGAGGGCAGCGUGACCGAGAUUCCGUACGCUGAGAUCCCGGGCUUCGUGACAAGCACCGUGGUCAAAUCGACCGGCCGGCUGCUGUUUGGCGAGAUCAGCGGCAUGCCGGUAGUGUGCAUGGUGGGCCGCUGCCACUACUACGAGGGCUACUCGAUGAAGCAGAUUACAUUUCCGGUGCGCGUAAUCUCCCUGCUUGGUGUGCAGACUCUGGUGGUGACCACGGCAGUGAGCGGCCUGGCUGCCGACAUGGAUAUCGGCGAUAUUGUAGUGGUGCGCGACCAUGUGUCGAUUCCGACCCUGGCCGGAUUGAACCCGCUGAUUGGGCCCAACUUUGCCCAGCUGGGGCCGCGCCUGCCGAACAUGUAUAAUGCCUAUACCUUUGCCCUCAGGAAGCUGGCGUUCAUGGCCUUUUUGGGCGACGCCCAGCUGCAGCAGCGCGGCGUGCGUCUGCGCGAGGCCACAUUCUGCUACACUACCGGGCCCUCGUUCGAGACCCGCGCUGAGUGCGCUGCCCUGCGCGCCCUGGGCUGCGAGGUCGUUGGCACUACCACUGUGCCCGAGAUUGUGGUCGCACGCCACUCGGGCCUGGACGUGCUGUGUCUGGGCCUGAUCACCAAUGUCGCCACCCAGAGCGCCGAACCCAGCGCCGAGCUCGCUGCCCGCGCGGCGAUCGAGGGCAAGCAGCUGCCGCCGGCCGAGCGCAGCAGUGACGACAUCCUCUCCCGCACAGGGUCCGUCAAGAAGGGCGGCCAGCGGCUCAACGACCUGAAUCUUUUGUUGAGGCGUGUCAUCGAGCGCCUGUAG